AUGAAAAUUAAAGAUAAAAGAAAUAGAAAUAAAAUGAAAAACGAACAUAAAUUAGUAAACAAACAAAAAGAACUAUCAAUUUACAACUCUGAACACGGUCCUUACAAAAUAAUAUCUUUUAUUAAUUUAGGUGGUGAUAUGUCUAAAAUCAAAGAGGAAUAUUUAAACAACAAAUUAACAAAUUUAUAUUUUUAUAAAAAAAAAAUGCAUAAUUUCUUAUUUAUUGAUACUGGGCAUUUUACUGACAUAGAAACUGCUUAUAUAAUAAGAUGUAGUGAUUUGGUCGUUUUUGUUGUUAAUUCUAUUAUUAUCAAUGAAAAAGUAUUACAACUUGUAAAAAGACAUCUUCCCAGUUGUAUUUUUACAGUAUUAGAUAAAAAAUAUAUUAAAUCAUGUAAGAAGUUUGUAAACAAAUUUUUACCAGAUCAGAAAGUUGUAGAAGUGUCUUUAUUAUUUAAUUAUUUGUGUGCUCGAAGUUUUUCUACUAAAAUAUCCGCAAGACCUUUUAUGAUUCCUUUAUCAAUAGAUGUUAGAUCAGAUAAUAUUUAUGUCAUUAAAGGAUUUAUGAAGAAAGGACUACUUACUGAUAAAGUUAUUAUUAAUGGAAAGUAUGAAGGAACAGUGGUUAAUAUUAAAAGUGAUAAAAUUUAUAGUGGAUCUGAACUAGGAAUGACUGAUGAUGAAAAAUCACAUUUUAAAACAGUAACUAAUAUUGAUGAUACAGAAAUGGAAGUAAUAGAUGAAGAACAAAUUUUAGAAAAUGAUGAAAGUACUUCAUCUGACGAAUAUUAUAGUGAAGAUGAAGAAGAAAAUAAAUAUCCAUCACUUAUUGAUAAAUAUAAAGAAUAUAAAGGAAUAAAAAAUAUUGCUACAUGCGAGCUUCCUACAGACAAAUAUCCAGAUUAUUAUCAAAAUUUAAUAUUUUUUCAAGAUUUCAAACACGUAAAUAAAAUUAUAGUCAAUAGAAAAAGCAUUAUUGCUGAUAAUCAAAUGGUAGAAAUAACACUUAAACUUACAGAUAGCAUACAUGACAAUAUCUUUGUUAUGUUUGGAUACUAUGAAUUUGAAGAUUUUAAAACUAUACAUAAUUACUCUUUUCAAGGUAAAUGUAAAACUGGUGAAAAAUUGCUGGUAGAUUUAGGGUAUAAAAUUAUAGAAGUGACACCUACUUUGACAAAAUUAAAUAACAAUAAUUUACAUAAAAGAGAGGAAUCUUUAGAUACUGGUGUUAUAAGCUUUAUAGCACCAUUGUCAUUUGAUUUACAUAAAAUUUUAAUAUUUGAAAGUAAUUUGCUAAAAGAAACUUCUAUAAGGACCUUUAAAAUGGUAGGAAUGAAUCUUGGAAUAAAAGAUAGAAAACUUUAUGACGAAAUUGUAUUGCAAGGGUUGCCUAUUAAAAUUCACAAGAGAUCUUGUACUGUUAAAAGAAUGUUUUACAGUAAAGAAGAAGUUCUUUAUUUCAAAGAAAUUGGAUUAUACACUAAAAAUGGUAGAUCACAUGGAUUUAUAAAAAAGCCUUUAGGUGUGCACGGGGCCUUUAAAGCCUAUUUUUCACAUCCUAUUGCAUCAAAUGAUAAGAUUUACAUGUCUUUAUACAAAAGAGCAUUUUUAAAUGAUUAUUAA
Messenger RNA from Vairimorpha ceranae, 1623 nucleotides. RefSeq names its product twenty s rrna accumulation protein tsr1p. The transcript has a single exon. Bases 1 to 1623 code for a protein of 540 amino acids. The record is from RefSeq and is a predicted model, not a curated record. Gene Ontology annotation, biological process: maturation of SSU-rRNA from tricistronic rRNA transcript (SSU-rRNA, 5.8S rRNA, LSU-rRNA); endonucleolytic cleavage of tricistronic rRNA transcript (SSU-rRNA, 5.8S rRNA, LSU-rRNA); ribosome biogenesis. Gene Ontology annotation, molecular function: GTPase activity; GTP binding; U3 snoRNA binding. Lineage: Eukaryota; Fungi; Microsporidia; Nosematidae. Gene Ontology annotation, cellular component: preribosome, small subunit precursor.